Messenger RNA from Mercenaria mercenaria, 8167 nucleotides. Its product is annotated as 1-phosphatidylinositol 4,5-bisphosphate phosphodiesterase eta-2-like. Gene Ontology annotation, biological process: lipid metabolic process; intracellular signal transduction. The transcript is spliced from 20 exons. Gene Ontology annotation, molecular function: phosphatidylinositol-4,5-bisphosphate phospholipase C activity; calcium ion binding. The record is from RefSeq and is a predicted model, not a curated record. Lineage: Eukaryota; Metazoa; Mollusca; Bivalvia; Venerida; Veneridae. The coding region runs from base 411 to 2702 and encodes 763 amino acids.
GUAUAAGGUAUGGACCUAUUCCAGUCUACGACAAAGUGAAAAUAUUCAGUAUAUAUAUCGAUAGAUGUUUACAAAAUAUUGCGGAUCAGCUAAGUUGAUUAUACAACAAAACUUCUGGAUGGAGUUUUGUUUAAAAGUGUUAAUGUUAAAAAUUAUUUCAAAGGAUUAAGUGUAUAUCUUGAAAAGCAAUGGAAAUAUCGACAGGACUGAUAUUAUCAAGGAAUGUGGUCACGAAAAGAUAAACUUUUGAAAAAAGGAAGUGAGCAUUUGUCUUCUUGUGUGAUGCAUGUUUCUGUGAUAAAUAUACGUAUUAAAACUCCAUCAUGUCCAACAUUUGAGAUUAGUGAGAGAUAUGGACAUACAAUUCUGUGAUAAGCAUUGUUAGUUAAAACGCAUCUUUAUUUGUGAAAAUGCCAUUAUCAAGACAACGAAAUUAUUCUACAACACACGGACAUCCUGAGGACAACCAUUUCACUCAUUGCGACGUUUUGGAUGCAUUGCUGCAUGAACUCAGUCGUGGUGCAUUGCUUCACAAGAUAAAGGGCGGAGGAAUUCUGUACACUCGAGAGUUCUUCCUCGAUAGUAAAUCACUCAGGCUCUUCUAUACUGGAUCACAGAGAAGAUUUAGGAAGAAAAGUACCUCCUGGCCUUUGUCGUCGAUAGAAGAGGUUAGAGAAGGUGAGAAGGAUUAUGCCAAGCGCCUGGAUCACCAUGAUAGAGGGAAGGCAUUUUGUGUGGUGUUUGGGUCCAACCAUAACGUCCUGUAUCUGCUUGCUCCAAACUACGACAUCAGGGACAAAUGGAUCAAAGGGCUUAGAUAUGCUUUACAGCUCAAUCAGUUCCUUAAACAGAAAGAAAGUGAUAAAUUCUGGAUCUGUGAAGCAUUUGACCGUGCUGAUAAAAAUUCUGACAACAGACUCGAUUUUGAGGAGGUUAUGACAUUGUUAAAGGGCCUCAAUGCCGACAUGGACAGAGGUUAUGUCCGGGAAAUGUUCAAUGCUGCAGACUGUAGACGAGUGAAAGGGGAAAAACCCACCUUAGAUCGUGAAGAAUUUGUGCAGUUUUAUACUGUACUUACAGAAAGACCAGAAGUUGAGGAAUUAUAUGCAAAAUAUGCCAAGGAUGUUGGUUACAUGACAGCAUCAGACUUACAGAUGUUCCUUACACAUGAUCAGAAGGAGACUGGAGUGACUAUAGAAAGAUGUAAAGAGAUCAUUGUUGUGUAUGAACCUCAGCCAGAAAUGAAGAAAGGUGAAAAAAUGAGUCUCAUUGGUUUCCGUUGUUUCUUGGUAUCUCAGCAGCAACAUUUAUUCAACAGAAGUCAUCGGCGUGUCUAUCAAGAUAUGACCCAACCAAUGACAAACUACUUUGUUAACUCAUCUCAUAAUACAUACCUAGCAGAAGAUCAACUAAAGGGACCAAGUAGAGUUGAAUGUUACAUAUCAGCACUGAAGAAAGGAUGUAGAUGCAUAGAGUUGGAUUGUUGGGAUGGAAGUGAUGGGGAACCAGUCAUAUACCAUGGUUACACAUUAACAUCAAAAAUCUUGUUCCAAGAUGUCAUCAGAGCAGUGAAAGACUACGCAUUUGUCACCUCACCGUAUCCUGUUACAUUGUCCAUUGAAAAUCAUUGCUCCAUAGAACAGCAAAACAAAAUGGCAGAAUAUAUGAUAGAAAUAUUUGGAGACAUGUUACAUUACUACACAAGCUUGCCUGAAGUCGCACCUUCUCCUCAUGAACUGAAAAACAAAAUUCUUGUUAAGGGUAAGAAGCUGAAAACAACGGUUGAACAGCCUGAUGGUGAUGAAGAAGUUACAGACGAGGAUGAAUCAGCAGAUGCCAAUGAAAAUGUUCAACAGAAUAAACAGAAGAAAUCUAAUAAAUUGAAACUUAGUCAAAAACUUUCACAAAUUGUAGGAAUGACCAGUGUUCACUUUACCAACACACAGGAGAUACCUUCAGGGAAAGGGAAAUUCACAGUUGUAUCCCUGGUUGAAAAGAAGAUAAGUCGAUUAUUAGAUGGUGAAAUUGAUGCAGUGAGUCGCUACACGAGAUCAGUGUUGAUACGUACGUAUCCUGAUGGAACAAGAACAAACUCCAGUAACUAUAACCCUGUACCUAUGUGGUGUGGAGGCUGCCAAGUAGUGGCCUUGAACUUCCAGACUGGAGGUGAGGAGAUGCAGCUGUUACAUGGCAGGUUUCUGGACAACGGUAACAGUGGAUAUGUGCUGAAACCCCAAUGCUUGCAAUCAGAUGAAGGGUUCAAGACUGUUAUGGGAACAAAACCUUGUGCACCUAAACGGUUGAUCAUAAAGGUUAUAAGUGGGUUCCAGUUACCAAAACCUAAAGAUUCAAAGAAAGGGGAGGUAAUUGAUCCAUUCCUGAAAGUGGAGAUUCAUGGUGUACAGAGAGAUGCUCAGGGAAAGAAAACUACGGUUGUAAAAAAUAAUGGUUUCAAGCCCAUAUGGAACGAAGAUCUGAUAUUUGAUGUGGAGGUCCCAGAGCUUGCAUUGGUUAGAUUUGUUGUUUAUGACAGCGACAGAUACGUGGAUGAUUUCAUUGGAUACUACGUCGUCCCUUUCAACAGUAUUGUAGAAGGUUACAGACAUUUCCCAUUGUUUGACAAGAGUGGAGAUCAGUAUGAGCAGGCAUUGGUGUUUGUUCAUGUUCAGGUUGUAGAUAUGCCACCCCAGCAGGCUCAUUGAUGUUCCGGGAGGCCCGCACCCAUGUCCCCACUAGGCAAGAAAAUACUUGCCAACCUUGAGAUUACCCCAGUUUUAAAGAAAUCAGACAUGGGUAAAUAAAGCUGACUUGUGAGAUUACCCCUUACAGCAAUUAACAGCACUGAUUAUCAUUAUACGAAGGAAAACAAGAGUAUGAUCUCUAGAACCAGACAUAGGCAUUGCCAGACAUUAAAAUAUGAAUAUUUAACAGCAAAAAUGUUGUGCUUGAUUUACAUAUUUUGUUGCAAGGUUUUUCAAUCUUUAAUUUCUGAAUAAUUCUACAAAUUGAAAAUUUAAUCAUUUAUUAUACAGCUUCAUAAUCUUAUGCAAAAAAAAUAAGUUUUUGUGAUAUUCCUAGAAAUGUUGAUUUUUUUUUUUUUCAAAUUAAAACUUUGUCAGUUUUUAUACUAAUUUUUAGCCAUCUAGUGAUAAAACAAUGUUAUUAUUAUGUUUAUUUUUCAUGAUAUGAAUUUAUUGCAGGCAAGUGUUUGUGUAAAUAAUAAUUAAUCAAAUAUAGUAAAUAUAAGGUAAAUACUUUUUAAAUCAAUAUAUGAGCCGUGCCAUGAGAAAACCAACAUAGUGGGUUUGCGACCAGCAUGGAUCCAGACCAGCCUGCGCAUCUGCGCAGUCUGGUCAGGCUCCAUGCUGUUCGCUUUUAUAGCCUAUUGGAAUUGGAGAAACUGUUAGCGAACAGCAUGGAUCCUGACCAGACUGCGCGGAUGCGCAGGCUGGUCUGGAUCCAUGCUGGUCGCAAACCCACUAUGUUGGUUUUCCCGUGGCACGGCUCAUAUGAAGAGAAAAUUGGCACAAUUUUAAUUGGAAAUAAUCUCUGACAAGAACAUUAAGCUAUACCUUUGUUGGAGCUAGAAGAAAUGGAUGAAAAAGCACUUGUCAUGGAAUUUGUAAAUAAACACAAGUUGUUUUAUUAGUUACUAUCACAGUUUGAAUGAAACUUGUAAGAUAAAAAAUUAUGGAAGAAGAUAAAAAUAGCAAAUGCUUUAAUUUGCCUAGCGUAGAAUUUAUGCAAAGCUCCAGGUGUGGAAUGAGCUGAAUUGCCAGUUUUCAUUGUAAUUUAGUUGCUAUGGCUACAUAACAUCAUUUAAACAUUUUUGUUUAAAGUAACUGUUUGUGAAAAAUAUCUCAGAAUGCAGUCAGACCUGUCUAUAAAACCAUCCUUAGGAAAUGGAGAAAGUGGUGUUUGUUAAACAGCCAGGUAAAAUUGUACUGUUUGUUGGUAAAUGGGUUGAGAAAAUUGAGGCAUUUCAAGACACUAUAUAUAGUUGUGGUCUUUAUUUAGAGGUGGUCUUUAUACAGGUUUGACUGUAAUAGUGGUAUAAAGAUUUUUUCCCUUGCAAACAGACUUCCAAUUACUAGUUUUUAAAAGAAAAUAAAACCAUAGGGAGGUCUUGAUUUUCUAUUUAUUUAUUUUAAUAUAAGAUAUAUUUUAUAAUCAGGAAUGACAAUAUUUGAUAUAAUGAUGUAAUCAAGGACAAGUCAACUGUAAAUUUAAUGUCUGAAACAUCAACAUGUGCUCUUUACACCACUGCUUCUUUAGGCUCAUAAUAUAUAUGAACCGCACCAUGAGAAAACCAACAUAAUGGCUUUGCGACGAGCAUGGAUCCAGACCAGCCUGCGCAUCCGCACAGUCUGGUCAGGAUCCUUGCUGUUCGCUUUCAAAGUCUAUUGCAAGUAGAGAAACUGUUAGCGAACAGCAAGGAUCCUGACCAGAUGCUGGUCGCAAACCCACUAUGUUGGUUUUGUCAUGACACGGCUCAUAUCUGGAUUAGCUGAAUAGAAAGCAACAAUAGAACUUCUUUAGAAUUUAGCAGCAUUUACAUAAUUACCUUGUGAUUCCACAUGACUGCAGAUUCAAUAGUUCACUUUGCAGUUUUAUUUGUAGUUUCAAAAGUCAGUGGCCUUGUUUGCAUUAUGAAGAUUUUGUGAUAUAUAACAUAUUAUGUAUAAAGACAUGAUAUGAUAUUAAUUAGUAUUCCUUCUCAAUAGAAUUGGAAGAAUAUCCUUUGGAAGCAUAGAAAUCAGAUCACACUGUUUGCAAAUAUGAGCAAAUCAAAACCAUUAUGAAUAUUUCACAAUACAUGGUAUAAAAUUCUCACAUUCUCUUAAGUAUGUAGACUUGUCUGUGUUUCAGAUGUAAGAAUUUUGGGGAAAACAUUUGGACUGGAAGACGCAUUGACUGUAGUUAUAAUAGAGAAGUAGUGUAAAGUGUAACAUGCAUGUACAGACUUGAGUUAACAGAAAAAAAUCUAAAAAUAGAAUGUAAAUAAGAACUAUAUAUUCAAUAUAUUAAGGGUGAGGGCCUCCUUUAGAUAAUUUUGUAAUACAAUAGACAAUACAUGCAUGUGUUAAGUUAUUCAGCAUGGUCAUUAUUUAGUUGAUUGUUUCUUAUACUCCUUUUGUACUUACAUGUUGUGAACUUGUGCUUGUUUAACAAAUGUCUUCACGGUUGUUAUAUUUCCAAACAAUAUUUGGGCGUUGUGUCAUGGCAAAUUUUUAAUGUGGUCAGAUUUGUUAUUUCCGGCCAGAGGGGCCUCUGUGGCCGAGUGGUUAAGGUCGCUGACUUCAAAUCACUUGCCCCUCAUCGAUGUGGGUUCGAGCCUCACUCGGGGCGUUGAAUUCUUCAUGUGAGGAAGCCAUCCAGCUGGCUUACAGAAGGUCGUUGGUUCUACCCAGGUGCCCGCUCGUGAUGAAAUAAUGCACGGAGGGGCACCUGGGGUCUUCCUCCACCAUCAAAGCUGGAAAGUCGCCAUAUGACCUAUAAUUGUAUCGGUGUUAUGUUAAACCAACAAAAACAAAAAAAGUAAAUAUUUCAGGCCAUUGUGGCCAUGUCUUUGCUUCACCUUAAAGUCACCUAGAUACAUGUCUAGAUGGUUUUACUGUAAUGUUUGAUUCUCACUUUGUAAUAGUAUAUCUGUUUCCAUGAGAUUGUAAAGGCAUUAAGAUUAGCAGGGUAAAAGCUGUAGGACAAAGCACAUGCAUGUAUUUUCUUUCUUGUCUUUAUUUUUUAUAUUAGUUUAUUGUACAUAUAGUAAUUAAAGGUGUUUUUUUCUGUAAUUUUCAGUUUGUUUUUCCAGAAACUGUUGUUUAUUUUGUUAUAUAUGUUUUCGUAUGAUUAUACAAUGACAGAUAUAUUUGUUAUUUUAAAUUCAAUAAUGUGGCACUGUUGAAUUUUGUUUAUUCUUAAAAGCAAAUAAUUUUUCUUUUCAUAAUGAAAUAAAUGGUUGUGUUUUAUUGAUUUUUUUUAUCAAAAUGGAGUCUAUGUAAUACUGUAUUAUUUUAUAUAUAUUGCAAUCUUGGUAAAAAUUGCUUGAACAUGGUUGUGUACUGUUGUUAUUAAAAAUUAAAACUGAAAAGUAUAGAUUUGGUUUUUGGUAAAAAUUGGUGAAGUGUUAAGGCAUAAUGUUGGAUGGGGAAAAAGUGGUGCAAGUAGGAGCCAGUCCCUCAAACCUGCCAACUAUGUUAUUAAUACCAAAGCACAUGUUCACACUCUCAGUUUAUUGAAAUAAUCUAAUAUUAUCAAGUAUAUGGAUUGGUAGGUACAUCAGUUAGAUUGUUAUCAUUGAAGCUUUCAUAUUAAAACAGGGAAAUGAUAUUUCGUUCAAUAAGGUUGCAGUUAUAUAUGAAAUUCUGCAGUAAUUAAAGUUCUUGCUAUGCAAUUUAGUAGUAGAGUAAUAACUAUUUAAGGAUUAUAUUGUAUGUUUUGAUUGUUUGAUUUAUUUGAAACUGUGUUUAUACAGACUUUUAUUUUGACCAAGUUUAUGUUGUGUUCUGUUUAGGAAUUUGUUCAAGUAUUUGUACAUUUGUGCCAUUGGGUUGUGAAAAUCAGGUCUCCACGUCCUGUAAUGAAAAUACAUCAUUUUUUCGCUUUAUGCUGCAUCAACUUGUAUUCAUUUUCCCCUCAUUCUUUAUCUCAUUUAACUCAUGUUUAGAACAUAAUUAGAAAACAUUUGUGGUCUUAAUCGAUGAUUUACACCCAAUAAAUUAUUCCUACUACUUUUUAAAGUCAGUCAAUUUUUUCUUUUUACAGACAUUUAAUUAUACUUAACAGAAUUUUGGACCUUACUUCUUAUGAGAAAAUAUAUUUAAACCGUUUUAAACUGUCUUGAGAUAAAAUGGUUUUGAUUUUACUGUGAUUUAAAAAAAAAAAGAGUCUGAUAUUACUAGGGAUCAUUGACAAGUAGUUGUGAAAAAAAUAUUAAUCGGCCUAAACAAGGUAAUAAAGUGUUUAUUGCUAGCAUAUUGUGUACUGUAUCAGCUUUUAGAAAAAUUUUACUUUAAAACAUAAGGGUUGUUUUUCAUAUUUACAGAUAUCAGUUUAUUUAAUACCUGUCAUUUUACUACUUAAUACAUUUAGUUAAUAAAAUUUGAUUUUUUAGAUUUAUAUACAUACAGUGAUACUUUAUAAUGCCUAAGUAAUAAUUUAUAAUGAUAAUAUAUAUACAAUUUCAGAUCAUUAAAGUUCAUAUUAAAUGUUAUUGUGAUGAGUUUAUUUUUUCAAAUUUGAAAAUUUUACUUCAAAACAUAAGGUAUGUUUUUCAGAUUUACAGAGAUCAGUUUAUUUAAUACCAGUUAUUUUACUACUUACAUUUAGUUAAUAAAACAUUAUAUACAUACAGUGAUAUUUUAUAAUGCCUAAGUAAUAAUUUAUAGUGAUAGUAUAUAUGUACAGUGCAACCUCUGUAGAGCAACACCCUUUGGGAGAUACAAGUAUUGACUGCUAUUUAGAGGUUGUUGUUCUGGAGAGGUAAAUUUGAUAGUAUAUUUCAGCUUAGGGAAAUUUUGAUGAUGUUGUUAUAGAGAGGUUUUUGCUUAAGAGAGGGCCAUUCUGGAGAGGUUGUACUGUAAUUUCAGAUCAUUAAGCAAAAUUCAUAUUAAAUGUAAUUGUGAUUAGUUUAUUUUUCCAAAUUUGUCUCAUUUGCUCAUAAUUGUAAAUAUUCAAUUUCUUUGAACAUUGAUAAUAUUGUUUUUCUACCAUGUACUGGACAUUACAGUCGUGUAAGAUACUUGGGUUAAUUUUUUUCUUUAUAAAGAAGAAAGCAAAAUAUAAUAUCCACAAUUUAUUCAAACAUUUCCUUGCAAAAAACCUUAAAGGUGAAUUAUUCAAGUAAAAUUUCCUGACAUUUUCAAAAUUUGAAUUUUGUAAAAUAUUGGGAUCUUUAAUUAUGAAUCUCUGUAGGUGUAAUCCGGUAUUAUAGCCCUGCUGUAUAUUAGUAAUAUAAAUGUUAAACUGCUGUUCAACUGUUGAUACAGUUUUUUUUUUAUUCAAAAUCAUGUUUCAUUAUCUAGUAGAAUAAUCAUGUUUUAGUUUAGCAAUCACAAAUUUAUUACCUAUAUACAACAUAUAAUAAUUAUAGUUAUUGCUUCAUACACUUUACAUUUGUUAAAAUUAAAUGCAAAAACAAUAAAAGACGUAUUUUUAUAUGAACAAA